This is a messenger RNA of Penicillium longicatenatum, 1551 nucleotides long. RefSeq names its product glycosyl hydrolase family 79 C-terminal domain-containing protein. Lineage: Eukaryota; Fungi; Ascomycota; Eurotiomycetes; Eurotiales; Aspergillaceae. Bases 1 to 1551 code for a protein of 516 amino acids. The record is from RefSeq and is a predicted model, not a curated record. The transcript has 4 exons.
AUGGCAGAUUCUCGGAUUUUGCUAUGGAUCUCUGUGAUCAUUCACACUGUUCUAUCGGCUACGAUUCGCACGGUAGACUCAGGAAUAGAAACCAGAAAACUCUCUAUCCCUCAGGCUCCAUCGCUGAGCCGACAAACCGUUGAUGGAAACUUCCAGUCUUAUUCGAUUGAAUUCUCAUACAUGCUAGAUUAUGCGGGUAAUGACUCCUCACCAAAUACAUUGUCCAAAAAGCUGCUACAAAACCUCUAUGAGAUUUCGGGAGCAUACCCAAUAAUUCGUGCCGGAGGAACUACCGAGAAUCGAGCCAUUUUUGUCGCAAAUCAAUCACAGGCGCUCAUUGAAGAUUUCGAUCCGGCAAACGCAGACCAGCCAAGCAGUCUGAGUAUUGGACCGGCAUGGAUGCAGUCAUUCCAUCAAUUCCCAAAGGGUACAAAGUACAUCUACGGACUGAAUUUUAAUGACGGAGAAGACGGGCUACUCCAGACAGUGCUCGAAGCUAGAUACGCGUUUGAUGCAAUUCAAGAUGAUCUAUAUGCGUUCGAAAUUGGCAAUGAAGUUGACGGGUUUCCCUGCACUAGCCACCGUCCUUGCAACUGGACGGUUCCUAGCUAUGUCGAGCAGUGGAAGCAGUAUGCUGCGGCCAUCUCUAGUCAGGAUAUCGGUUCUAGGCUUGAUAAGAAAAGCGAACCCCUGUUCCAAGGCUGCAACUUUGAGGCACCUCGUCGACUGGGCUAUAACGAGACACCGUACUGGAAUGUUGAGAGUGCAUUGCAAUCUGGAAUUGCCGAGGCGGGAAAUAUUAAGACGGUUGCUGACCACGACUAUAUGGGCGCCGCCUGUGAGGGCUCGCCAACACCCACUAUUGCAGGAAACCUCUUGAAUCACUUCCAUAUGACGUCGCUGAUGUAUUAUCAUGAAGUGCUCGGGAGCUAUGCCGCAUCUGUUGGUGUGCCCUACGUGCUGGGCGAAACCAAUACGAUUUCUUGCCAGGGUACGGCUGGAAUAUCCGAUGUAUAUGCGGCUGCACUUUGGGCGAUCGAUUACACGCUCUAUGUGGCGGCUCUUCCCGUUUCUCGAAUGUACUACCACAUGGGUACACGAUACAGGUAUAGUCCGUGGCAGCCAGUCGAGUGGGAUGGUGUCGGCGCCCACGUCAAGCCACUUUACUAUGGGAAUUUGUUUACGGCGACGGCUUUUGCAGGCGGAAACAAGCAGAUCGAGGUUCUGAUCAACGAGACUUCUUUCACGGCCUAUGCCGUAUACGAAGGUAAAGAGACCCUUAAGUCAGUUGUUCUGAUCAAUCUUGCCAUGUGGAACUCGACUCAGCUUGCGUCUCAGCGGCCAUUCACGGCUGUCGAGUUGCCGUCUUCACUGUCUGCGGGGGUGGUCUCAAGAUUCACUAGUCCGGGGGUGGAAAUUGCUAGCAACAUUUCUUUUGCGGGGCAGAUGGUCGAUGCAACUGGUGAAAUCGUCGGGCGGCGAGUCACUGAGAAGGUACAUAAGGGCCGGGUGUUGAUUGGAGCUGGAGAGGCACUUCUGAUCUCGUUAUAA